AUGAUUUCCAACAAAUUGGCCAUCGCAGGCCUAUCCUUAGGCCAACACCCAUCUCAUUCGCUCGACAACAAGAUCAAAGCGGCUGCCGAAGCUGGAUACGCAGGAAUUGAAAUUAUAUACUCUGAUUUAGAAGUUUACUCCGACUUACACAAACUAUCUUUGUUGGAGGGCGCUGAAAGAGUCAACAAGCUAUGCCAAAAUGUCAAUUUGCAGAUACUAGCCCUGGCCUCGUUUCAGAACUAUGAAGGGGACCGCUCGCCACUGAACAGCAGAUUAGAGAGGGCUGAGCGCUGGAUUGAGAUAGCGAGAAAACUCCGAGCGCUAUAUUUGCAGAUCCCCUCCAAUUAUCGACCAGACGCUGUUGGCGAUGAAGCAGUUAUUAUCUCAGACCUCAGGCAUCUAGCGACCAUCGGCGACGCUAAGCAGCCCCGCGUCUCAAUUGCAUAUGAGUUCUUAUCGUGGGGAACCCAUUGUUCCACAUGGGAGACUGCGCUACGGUAUGUUGAGUUGGUCAAUCGACCGAAUUUCGGACUGUGUCUAGACACAUUCCAUAUUGGCACAAAACUAUGGGGUGAUCUUUUCGCCCCAUCUGGAAAGUUUGCUGAAGCAGAUGCGGCGCUCAAGGACUCUCUAGAUCGGUUUACGGCUGAAAUUCCCGUCGAAAAGAUUUUCUUCGUGCAAUUAUCUGAUGCUGAAAGAUUUGACCCGCCAUUCUCCAAAGAUCAUCCGUGGUAUACAGAGGGUGAAGCUCCUGAAUUCAGUUGGUCCAACCAUGGACGUCCAUUUCCAUAUGAGCAUGACCUCGGUGCAUACCUUCCUAUCACGGACAUUGCCAAAGUCUGGAUUGUGGAUAUUGGGUUCAAAGGCUGGGUGUCCAUGGAGAUUUUUGAUCGAGGAAUGAAAAGCAAGGAAAGCCGACCAGAGAUUGCUGCCUUCAGAGGAAUUGAGUCAUGGAAAAAUCUUCAGAGGGAACUUGGACAGUCAACAUAG
Molecule: messenger RNA, 990 nt
Organism: Penicillium macrosclerotiorum
Lineage: Eukaryota; Fungi; Ascomycota; Eurotiomycetes; Eurotiales; Aspergillaceae
Product: sugar phosphate isomerase/epimerase family protein
Exons: 1
Coding region: 1-990 (329 amino acids)
Source: RefSeq, a predicted model, not a curated record